UUAAGAAACCUCUUCUCAAGUAUUACAGGUGUUUCCACAUUAUCUUACGUUCCUUUCAUCCUUGCAGUUGGCAGACUGCCUGUGUUAGUUAUGUUUUACACAGGUUACUGGUUCAAUGGCUCGCUUGGUGGCAGUAUAUUCUACAUCAUAGCGUCUGUUUUCACAAUAUUAGGGAAUCUCUUGGUGAUAAUCACAUUUGUAAAAGACCCAUACGGUCAAUUAAGAAAGCGAAGAAACUAUUUUUUGCUUAACCUGGCUGUAAGUGACAUGAUUAUGGGAGCAUGUGUUGAUCCUUUGCUUGUUGUAGCAUUUUGGACAAACUUCAACUCGCUUCUCUUUGCUCAUUAUAUUUUUGCUAUCUUAUCUGGUGGAUCUUCGCUUCUUAAUCUAACAGCACUGUCUAUCAUCCGUUAUUAUGCAUUGAAAGACCCGUUUGGUUAUGAAUCCUUACUAAGUUCUAAGACAGUUGUGCGUGGGUUGAUAUUAAUAUGGUUGCAGAGCUUACAUCUUGCUGUUUUACCAAUUAUUGGUUGGACAACCCCUUCAUACCAGAUUUACCUCUACGGCGUGGGUUUUCUUAUCCCUACAAUUGUCAUCUUUUUGGCAUACUAUGGAGUAUUUCGAAGUAUUCGCAACUACACGAUAGGAAUUGUAGCCGUAAGCACAACCGAUGCAAACUCAUCUUCAUUAGCUUGUCACAUCUACAAGGAAAGUGAUUCUCAAAACCACGCGCGCCCCACACGAGAUCAAUCGAUUCGAACACGAAAAGCUAUGGAGCGCGAAAAAAGUGUUACUAAAACAUUAGUGAUUGUACUGAUUGUGUUUGUAAUCAGCUGGUUGCCCUUACUAGUUGUUGAUGUAUUUAUGGUACAGUGUGUAUCAUGUCGAGAAUGGUCUCAACUGCAUUUAGCUAGAGACAUUACUUUAUCACUGACAUACUUCAGCUCAGGCGUAAAUCCAAUAUUGUAUACCUUAAGAAUAAGGCAGUUUCGACACGCUCUCUUAAAGCUAAUGAAAAUAAAGGACAUAGAUUUUGCCUCGUCUUUAAGAAUAAGAAAUAGACGGUUUGCAGUGGCUUCAAACACCAAUCUAGGCGUGAUUAGCGUGAUGUUUUACGAGGGGUAUUGGUUCUCUAAUAGUCUACCUAGCACAGUGCUGUAUUUCGUCAUCUCUUUCAUCACUGUCUUCGGGAAUCUUCUCGUCUUCGCAUCGUUUAUCAAAGAUCCUUACAACCAACUGAGAACAUUACAGAACUACUUUAUUGUCAACCUUGCAGUUUCUGAUCUUAUGAUGGGGUGUUUUGCCGAGACUUUACUAGCAGCAACUUAUUGGGAAAAUAAAGAAGAGGUGUUCUUUGCACACUAUUUGUGCGCUAUCGUUUCGGGUGUGUCUUCGCUUCUUAACAUGGCUGCUCUCUCAAUAUAUCGAUAUUGUGUCAUCAAAAACCCUUUUACAUAUCAUGGCAUGAUCACAAAGAAACGCAUCUUGAUUUCGAUCGUCUGUAUUUGGGUGUAUACUUUACAUUUUGCCGUUUUACCUAUAGCUGGCUGGAGAACUACUGGUUAUCAGCUUUAUCUGUACUUACUGGGAUGCACUUUACCUAGUGUCUUAAUAGUUAUUACAUACUUUGGAGUCUUUCUAACUAUACGAGCACAUACCAAGCAAUUAAAAACAACGAUAAACUCAAAAAACAAAGCAUUACAGAACGCAGUGAAUAGAGAGAAAGCAACUACAAAGACAAUGCUCAUCAUUCUGGGUGUUUUCAUAGCAUUUUGGGUUCCAUUCUUGAUAAUUGAUAUUAUUAUGGUGCAAUGUUACGCGUGUAGAUACAUUCCAGCUAUUCAUGUCGCUCGUGAUGUCGCGUUGACCUUUACGUACUUCAGCUCUGGAAUCAACCCUCUCUUGUACGCUUGGAGAGUGCAACAGUUUCGUAAAGCAUUCCUGCGCAUUUUAGGCAUUGACAAACUCGUGACUCGACGAAAUAGAAACAGGAUUAACGUCGCAGAAGCGAACACGAAUUUGCGGGUUGUAUCGGCCAUGCCAGAAAAUACUGCUUGGGUUGUUCCGACAUAACGUGAAAAGCUAAUCCUUGAAAGAUGACUGAUUCCCGCAAUUUUCCACUCGGUUUCGAAGAAGUACAGCUUUAGUCAUGUGUGGUGUGCCUUCUUUAUACUCAUUAACACUCACUAGAGAGAAUGAUUGCCCGAAUCAGUCGCUCACUGAUACAAUUAUUUCUGACAAUACUUUUAUUAAAAAUAGCAAGUUAAACGGUUUUAUUACACAAAUUACUAUGCAAGUAUUUCGUAGGCUUUAUCAGGUGGAAAACGGGAAAAACAAUUUAGAAUUUCUAUUAUACAUAAUGAAAAGGCGUUUUGUAUUAGAUACCUUCAGGGUACAAUCAGGCGAAUAUUUCAUUAUUAAACAUCAUCACAGAAGAACGAUAAACGGUAAGAAAUCAACCUACAGAAAUCGAUUGACAGGUUUUAAAGCGGGUCCAAUGUCAGAUCUUAUGGUUCUGCAUUUAAAAGCAUUAACACAUCGAAAGAACAAUCUCAAGGGCUUAUGAUCCUGAAUGAUUUUUCAUCGCUUAAAAAACGCGAUUUUCCGCAAGAGUAGAAGGCAAUUACCGGUUUCUAAUGUCCACCAAUUUUGCCAUGUUGUCUGUAGACAGACAGAGGCUGUCUAAACUAUAAUAGCCUUGACUCAAAACAAGACAUCAAUAACCUAGGAGUUAUCGGUAUCAGUUUUCAAAGCAUCGUAUUUGAGCAGGUGCAUUUUUAGGCAUAUAUACUAUGCGAACAUUUAAUUAGGUUUGAAAAGGGAAUGUUACAUAAGAAACAAUUAUGUUAAUUAACGCUAUUUUUAAAAAGCAGGCAUGUUACACCGUCCUAAUACUGAGAGCCAUCAGAUAGCAAACAGUAUACCAGCUACCUAUGGAUCGUAGAUAUCAUUCAUUAUUUCUUAAAUAUAAAACGGCGCGCGUGUCUCUGUCCUCUGAUAUAAACACGGUCGUCAACCAAUCAGAGCGCGCGUUAUAUAUCAAAAAUUUUAUAAAGUCGGAAUGUAGUUGCUUUAGUUUGCGACUUUCUCACUCACUAUUUAAGCCAAAUCAUAUGUAAUGAUUAAUGAAUAUGAUGGUGAUCAUCGGUGGUUUUCGUAACUCGUGAAACAAAUUGAAAACCUAGAAUACAGUACUUACCCGCUUAUAAGAACCCCAUUUUUCAAAUUUAGCAUUUAGCCUGCAUGAAGAUUUUUUAGAUUAAUUUAUAUAAGAACCCUGUUUAUCUAAGAACCUGUUUCCAAUUUUAUAGGCUAAAUAGGUUCUUAUGUAAAUGGGGUCUAAAUUGAUAUUUUAGGCUAACAGGUUCUUUUAAAAUUGCAGGUUUUUAUAAGCGGGUAAGUACUGUAUUGAAUGCACUUAAUCUGUGAAAUAAUACAAUUUCACGGAUUAGGCGCGCGCUUAGUCAACAUAGUGAAGAAGACGGGUUCAUGAUGAUAGCGCACUAAAUGCGUGAAACAACUAUUACUACUAGAAAUUUUUUACACUAUUUUGCAUUUUGUUUCACGAAUUACACGCGUCUGCGCUAGCAAUAGUAAUAUCUAGGACCACGAUACAUGGUGACGAAAACAAGAUAAUACUCGGGUAACAACAUAAUAUGUAUGAUGAUGAUGAGCUAAUAAUGAUGAUGAUAAAUAUAGAAGUAUAAAUUAUAUGCUAAAACAUAUUAAAAACAGCCAAACAAGAGAUGAUUGUAAAUUAUCUUUUAAUGGGCUUUCAACGUUCUUGUACGCUGUAUAUAUAUUAUAUCAAACUGUACCUAAUAAAAUUGCAUUUCAUGUGUG
Exaiptasia diaphana is the source of this 3843-nucleotide messenger RNA. RefSeq lists its product as uncharacterized. Gene Ontology annotation, cellular component: membrane. The annotation marks the transcript as partial. The record is from RefSeq and is a predicted model, not a curated record. The transcript is spliced from 2 exons. Lineage: Eukaryota; Metazoa; Cnidaria; Anthozoa; Actiniaria; Aiptasiidae. Gene Ontology annotation, biological process: G protein-coupled receptor signaling pathway. Gene Ontology annotation, molecular function: G protein-coupled receptor activity.